This is a messenger RNA of Hansenula ciferrii, 2130 nucleotides long. Its product is annotated as F-box protein. Gene Ontology annotation, molecular function: protein binding. The record is from RefSeq and is a predicted model, not a curated record. NCBI's taxonomy places the organism in Eukaryota, Fungi, Ascomycota, Saccharomycetes, Phaffomycetales, Wickerhamomycetaceae. The coding region runs from base 1 to 2130 and encodes 709 amino acids. The transcript has a single exon.
AUGGUGAGAAAAGGGAAAGGAAGAGGAAGAGGAAGAGGAACAUCUAGCAAUCCUAGAGGUGGAAACGGAAGUUCAAGAGGAAAUAGAAGGUUUAUAAGAACACCUAAGGCAUCUAGUACCAAUAAGUCUACUGUUGAUGGGCAGGCUCUUUUCUCGUGUCUUCCAGAUGAAGUAUUGGUCCAAAUUCUAAAAAGAUUGAGUCCUGCUGAUAUCAACAACUUAUUUUCCAUCAAAAUUAUAUCCCAGGAACUUCAGCGAUUUGUUAGAUUGGUUAAGGAUUCUCCAGAAACAAGGUAUUUCCAUAAUGUCCCAUCAGAAUUAUACUAUCAAAUCAGUGGAAAUGUUGCUAUUCCAAACAUUGGUAUGCUGCAAUUGUAUGAAAUUUCCGAUACAACUGUCUUCUUGGAAAAGAUUAAACAAGUUAAAGGUCAAGUUUCUAAAGUUGUUGUUAUUGUUUUUGAUUCUUAUGAUAUUUAUCUUGCCCAAAAUGGUGAUAACGAUGCAAGGUAUAGAAUUCAAGUAACGUAUGUCAGGGUUGUUAAAGAGCUUGGACUCUUUGAUCAGUUAUGCAUUAGUGAAAUAGAUUUCUUUGAUGCAAUGGAAAUUACAUUUGAUCCUGCAACAUUUCAUAUACCAGAUGUUAAAAAGCUGACUUUUUGGGAUUGUGCAAUUGAAAAUGAAUUAGUUACGUUUGAUUGUAAAGAGCUGGAACAUUUAAAGAUAGAUGGUUUUGAUAUUAAUUCACAUACAGGAUAUAUACACUCGAAAUCAUUUCACUUUGAAUUUUUGAAAACACUAAAACUUUUAGAUGCUGGGGAUAUAAGUCUUCAUAAUAUUUCUUUCAAGCAGUUGGAACAUAUGACUAUUAGUAAUGAUGGUCAAUCUAAUAGUCUUUUAAUGCUUACUAUCGAGAUUUCAGACUGUAACUUCCCUAAAUUGAGACACUUGAUUUUGCAGUCAUCAGAUAACGUGGAGAUUAAUAGGUUGAGAGUUUUUAAUCUUUUAACAAUGAAAAUUCAUUCAGAUAGAAAAAUAAGUUUAUUGAACACAAAGUUACCAAAAGUUGAAUAUAUUGAACUCAGUUCUUCAAAGUUUAAUCCAAUUUUUCAAAAUGUCGUUACUGAAAAAUUGAAGCAUCUUUAUCUUGAUACUUAUAGAGCUCCUGCAAAAAAUGGGUAUAAUUUUUACAUCCAAUCACCAAGCUUAUGGAUCAAUCUAUCAGCAUAUAAUAUUUUGGAAAAACUUGGUUCAGAUGCAAAUUUUGAAUAUUUGGGUAUUUCUUUAAAACCUGUACAAGCAGAAAAAUUGAAAAAUAUGAGUCCUUUAAAAGUUAAGUCUAUGGAAUUGAAGCUUAUUUGGAGAUUUGAAUCAAUUCCUAAGUUGAAUGUUCCUUCACUCAAAAGUUUAAAAAUUAGUUAUUCUAGAUUGAAAAGUUUAGAUGAUUUAAAAAUUAAUUAUCCAAAUUUAGAAGAGUUAAUCUUGGGAAGUUCAGAUAAAUCUACAGAUAUCAUUAAAUUUGAUCAUCCAAACUUGAAAAGAUUACAAAUUAAUGUCACAAAAAAACCAAUGGAACUCAUUGGAUCUUUUGAAAAUUUAGAAUCCUUCACUGUGACUGGUGACAAUCUAAAUCGUAAUAAAAUGGAAGUUGAUAUUGAUAUUUCAGCUCCUAAAUUGAUAACAUAUGCUUUGGAUAAUAUAAGAAUUAAAUUCUUGGAUGUAUCAGAUUUCCCAAAUUUACAAGUACUUUCAAUUCACAAAAUUGAUAAUAAUCUGGUGUCUGGUGAUCUUAAAUCAUUGCUAAAAUUGAAAAUAACUCAAUCAAAUAUGGAUUCACUUAAAUUAAGAGCCCCAAACUUGAGAAUAUCUGAGCUUUCCAAUACUAUGAUUAAGAUACAAGAACUUGACUCUGGAUUUGGAUUUGGAUUAUCAUCACAAGCUAAAAGAGAAUUAUUUGGUUCUGAUUAUAAUCCUGAAUUGGAAAAAAUUGAAGAUUUCCCCGAUCUAUAUACUACAACAUAUUUAGAUAAAAUUAGUGGAAGUAUUCCAUUGAAAGAGGUCGAUGAAGAUGAAGACGGAUGUCUAUAUGAAAACUAUGUUUCCGAUGGUAAAUUUAAAAGAGCCAAGAUUUGA